This is a messenger RNA of Siniperca chuatsi (mandarin fish), 2012 nucleotides long. RefSeq names its product NIF3 NGG1 interacting factor 3-like 1 (S. cerevisiae) (gene nif3l1). The coding region runs from base 206 to 1681 and encodes 491 amino acids. The record is from RefSeq and is a predicted model, not a curated record. NCBI's taxonomy places the organism in Eukaryota, Metazoa, Chordata, Actinopteri, Centrarchiformes, Sinipercidae. The transcript is spliced from 7 exons. Gene Ontology annotation, cellular component: cytoplasm; mitochondrion.
GAUACAUGGACCGACUUCAGUAACUUCAUGAGUCACAAACAUGGACUGUAUAAAAGAAACCGUGGCAACGACAAGCGUGUCCAAGCCGUGUUCAGCACUUUUUAGUGUCCUCUGGAAACACUUCCAUUGUCGUUUUGUGUAUUUGUAGCGCACGUGUUAUCAAAUUACUGAAGAUCUUUUCUUAAGUUGUGUUUUGUCUAUUUGCAUGGUUUGCUUAAGUUGCAGUGCGGUUGCCCUUGUCGGUAGCCAUACAAACCCGUUGCAUUUAGAAACGGAAGCCGGAAGAGGACAAUCUGCAAGUUGUCCAGUGGGUUCAGUGAACCCUUUCUGUCACUUCGGGACAAAUGUGUUCAGCGACAGCGCGUUAGUAGUCGUCUUCAGUAAAUGGUCUCGACUGAUGUUGACUGGAUAUAGAAACCUUUCUCUGACAUUUUCACUCAUCUAUAGAAGAGUUUGUACCAGGAAGAGCUUGACCUCACGGGCUGCUCUCUACUCUGCCUCAACAGUUGUAUCCAUCCCUCUGUCUCUCCCGUCACCGACUCGCAGUCACAGCUUCUUGACAAGCCAACCGACCUCAGUCCCCCUACACUUAUCUUCUACCCACUGCCUCUCUCAUUCUGCUCACUGUUCAGCCCUGAUGGAGCUAAAAGAAGUCCUGCAGGUGUUGGAGCAGCUUGCUCCUCUGUCUCUGGCUGAGUCGUGGGACAAUGUUGGUCUGCUGGUCGAGCCCAGCAAAUCUCGGCCUGUUAAAACCAUCCUGCUAACCAUCGACCUUACAGAUGAUGUCAUGGAGGAGGCAGAGGCCAUGAGCUGUGACCUCAUUAUCUCAUAUCACCCUCCAUUGUUUCGGCCAAUCAAGCGUCUGGUUCAGAAAGAUUGGAAGCAGCGAUUGGCCAUCCGGGCUUUGGAGGCCAGGAUAGCGAUCUUCUCCCCUCACACUUCUUGGGAUAGUGUGAAAGGAGGAGUAAACGACUGGCUGGUCGGGGGACUUGGUAGCGGUCAGGUAUCUGUGCUGAGUCAGGUCCUCGGUGGUGCCUCCCACAGUCACAAACUGGAAUUCACGGUCAAAAGCACAGAGGAACUCAACGCUGUUGUGGAGGAACUGAAGGCUUGUGACAGAGGAACAACACUACAACAUUCAGUCAGCAGACCAGACAGUAGUGGGAUCCAUGUCAGCGUAACCUGCAGCGACUCAGCGCUGACCCCCAGUGUCCAGACCCUGUCCAGACACAAUGCUCCUAGCCUGUCCCUCACCAUCCUAAAGUUAGAAAAGCCCCCUCUCCCGGGCUAUGGCCAAGGGCGACUUAGUGUUUUGGACCAGCCAGUAACCAUGGCAACAGCCAUUCAGAAAAUGAAGUCCCACUUGGGUUUGAGUCACCUGCGUUUGGCUCUGGGAUUGGGGCAGACGCUAGAGUCCUCUGUGUCUACUGUGGCUGUGUGUGCUGGAUCUGGCGCCUCAGUACUGAAUGGAGUCAAGGCCGACCUCUACAUCACAGGUGAGAUGUCCCACCAUGAAGUGCUGGACGCCGCGGCAAAGGGAACUAGCGUCAUCCUCAGUGACCAUAGCAACAGUGAACGGGGUUUUCUGGCUGUGUUCAGGGAGAAGCUGGCUGUGCGUCUUCCUGACAGUGUAACAGUGGUGGUGUCGAAGGCUGACAGAGACCCUCUGGAGGUGGUCUGACCGACUUUGAGCUACAAUUGCACUAGAUAGUCUGUUGGAUACAUUUUCACUGUUUUGAUUGGAUAAAAUUGACGACAUUACAAAAGCACUGACUGCUUUUUCUAAUGGAGCGAUUGAAAUGGAUGUGCGUGACAUGAUUGCAUAAAAAACCCUAUUUUCCAUGCAGGCCCUUUAUGUAAAGCUAUCUAGUGACCGUAAAACAGUAGCACAAUAUUUCAGUGUAUCUGCGCCUCAUGUAAUGAUGAAAAGUGCUUCCUUGGUUCGUGUUGUACUCUUUAUCAUGUAUUUCUGGCAGGGGCUAAAUAAAAUGGGUUCUGGCUGAUCAAAAAAA